Salpingoeca rosetta is the source of this 4266-nucleotide messenger RNA. RefSeq lists its product as uncharacterized. Lineage: Eukaryota; Choanoflagellata; Craspedida; Salpingoecidae. The transcript has 27 exons. Bases 1 to 3675 code for a protein of 1224 amino acids. The record is from RefSeq and is a predicted model, not a curated record. Gene Ontology annotation, molecular function: phosphatidylinositol-4,5-bisphosphate 5-phosphatase activity. Gene Ontology annotation, biological process: phosphatidylinositol dephosphorylation.
AUGGCGAGCGUGGUGUUUCAGCGUGACCUGCGGGUGUACGCUGCGUCGGAGAAUGCGUCGUUGUUUCAGAAUGCGAAGAUCGGGUUUGCGGGCGGGCAGGUGCUGCUUGUGCACCGCCCCACGAUGCGUGGGCUGCACUUCACGCAGGCUGGCUCCGCCAUUACCCAACUGGCCAAGCCCGAGGUGGAGGAUCUCCUGCAAUCGCAAGACUUUCAACCAAAGGCGGACGUGUAUGGCUGCCUUGGCCUCCUCUCCAUUCCAACCGAGGAUGAACGCUGGAUCAAGGCCGUUGUGGUUGUGAAGGAGUGCAAGUCGCAUGGCCGCCUCCUCAACACGGAGAUUUUCCACAUCUCUGCUGUCGAAAUGUUCUUUGUGGGUCCGAUGUACUCGUCGGUGGCAGCUUCGCACGCGCGAAUCAUCAAGCGGCUGUUUGCCAGUGGGUCGUUUUUCUUCUCCAUGGAUCGCACCGCCUCAUCUGCCAGCACCAAGCGCCUUUCAGACUCGUCCCUGCCAAAGAAAGAAGAGGAGCCCGUGUUUGGGCGGCGCGUCACGUGGAAGUUUGAUCUCACCUGUCGCGUCCAGCACACGCUUACGCAGCGCCAUGGCGGGUUCACUCUCGACGACAGCAGCGGUGGCGGUGGGCACGAUGACCGGUUCUGGUGGUCGCGGGUGAUGUGGAAUGAGGUGCAGAAGCACGGUAUCAACUGCAAGGCGUGGCUCAUUCCUGUCAUUCGCGGAUCUGUGGAGAUGCGCACCGUGUAUGUUGGGCCAAUCCAAGCAAAGGCCGCCCUCAUCUCUCGGCUGUCGUGUCAGCGAGCGGGCACGCGCUUCAACGCACGUGGUGUUGACGACGACGGAAAUGCCGCAAAUUUUGUGGAGACGGAACAGCUGAUUGCCGUGGAGGACCACGUCGUGUCUUACGUCAUGACCAGGGGCAGUGUGCCCAUCUUCUGGGAACAGGCAUCGCAGAACGUUGGGCACCAGAAGCCGCAUCUGACGCGCGAAUUUGAGGCAACAAAGCCUGCCUUUGAGCGACACAUGGAGCAGCUAACGGCCACGUAUGGUCCACAGACGCUGCUGAGUCUUCUCAGCCACAAGUCUGGUGAGAUGCUGCUGCAGGACAACUACAGGCGCCAUGUCAUGUCAAGCAUGUUUGUCGACCGCCUCCACCACCUCGACGUCAACGCCAUCUGCAAGGGCGGCAACAAGGCAGACCGACUGGCGCCGUACUUGGACGCGUAUGGACAGGAACUCCUCGACCACUCGUUCUUCGAGGCCGUCAACGAGGAGGUUGUGCAUGAGCAGACGGGGACGUUUCGCAUCAACUGUCUCGAUUGUCUGGACCGCAGCAACGUCUGCCAGAGCGCAAUCGGCCUCAAGGUGCUGCAGGAGCAGCUGCUGGCGCUGGAUCGCCACACGUCGCUCCGAGACACCAAGAUGAGGCAGUUUGAACGAUACUUCAAGGACAUGUGGUUGCGCAAUGGCGACAACCUUGCGCGCUGCGUAACGGGGUCUGGCUCGCUGAGCGGCGGCGCCAAAACAUCGCUCUUCAAGGACGUGCAGCGCUCCAUCAGCAGGACCCUUCGCGGAAACUUCUUCGACCGCCACCGGCAGGCCGCCAUUGACGUCGUCCUCGGCACAUACGUGGAGGACACCAGCGAGCAAUAUGUUGUGCCGGAUCCCACGCUGCGGGUCAAACUGGAUGAGGCCCUCGCUGCGCAGCGGGAGAAGUUCACGACGGAGCUGCCUGCCCGCAUUGUCGUCGGCACUUGGAACGUUAACGCACAGAAGCCGUCACAGCUCUCGACCAACCCAACGAAUCCUGGACUGCACGACUGGCUUGUGCAGACAACGGAGGACAGCUCCGCACCGGACAUUUUCGCCGUCGGGCUUCAAGAGAUGAUUGACUUGAAGGCAAAGAACAUGCUUGCUCGCAGCAGCGCCAUCGCCAGCGAGUGGGCGGCGCGCAUCCUGCAGACCAUCGGCAAGGACGAAUACUUUCUCGUGGUGAAGCAACAGCUUGUUGGCAUCUGCGUGUUUGUGUUUGCGCGCACGGAUCACAAGCACUGCAUUCGUGGCGUUCGCACGCACUACGUGAAGACAGGCGCCGGCGGCAAGAUGGGCAACAAGGGCGGGGUUGCGAUGAGUUUGCGGUUUCACAGCACGAGCAUCUGCUUCGUCUGCGCACACUUGGCGGCUGGCAAAGCGCAUCUGGAGGAGCGAAACCAGGACUACAACGACAUCACAGCCAAGAUCAACUUUGGCAAAGGACGCAAGCUCGAUUCGCACGAUGUUGUGAUUUGGUUUGGGGACUUCAACUACCGGAUUGAGGGCUCGAAAGACAUUGUGCGGGAAACGUGUGAGGCCGGCCACUGGCUUGAUCUCCUCUGCAAGGACCAGCUCACCAUCAGCAAAGCCGACGGACAUGUGUUUGAGGAGUUUGAGGAGGCGCCAGUCACGUUCCGCCCAACGUACAAAUAUGACGUCAACACAGACACGUUUGACACCAGCGAGAAGCAACGCGCUCCAGCCUGGACAGACAGGGUGUUGUUUCGGGGCGAGGGCUUGGAGUGCGUGCGAUACGACUGUGUCAACACGCUCAAGAUGAGCGACCAUCGUCCUGUCAUCUGUGUUCUCAACGCCAAAGUGGUGGCGGUGGAUGAGGAUGUGCAGAAUGACAUUCGCGAGCGGAUCAUGCGCGAUCUUCGCCGCCAACUCGCUUCUGUCCUCAUCAUCUGCCCAGCAGCACUCCUCAGCGCAUCGGAACUCGCGGAUGUGUUGGGCGAUUACGGCCGUCUUGCGAUGAUCGACCGCGUCAAGAACGCGCCCGCCAUGCUCGUCACAUUCGAGGCCAGCGAGGUGGCGAAGAAAGUGACGAAACUCCACGGCAAAGAACUCCUUGGGGAGAAGGUGUAUGUGUAUGUUGUAGCUGGGGAAGACGAUGUGGCCGGGCUGAUCCGGCAGCACAACCAGCGGUCCAUCGCCGACCUCGAGGACAUGCUGCACCUGCACGACGACGACGACGAUGAUUAUGGUGACGGUGAUGGUGAUUAUGGUGACGAGCAGGACGGGGCUGUGGAAGAGGCGGUGCACAGCGACGAGGAUAUGGCGAUGCACAGGGACGGUGAUGGCGAUGAUGGUGUUGAUGGGAUGGUGCGUGGUGUCAGCGAUUGCGAUGUUGGCGAUGUUGGAGAUGUUUGCGAUGAAGACAGCCGUCCACUGCUGGCAGAUGAUGGCGACACCGGUGUCCAUGAUGGUGGCGGCAGUGUCGUGGUUCGCAACAGUCGAGGUGGCUCUGGUGCUCGCGCCAAGGCGUCGUCAUCUGCACCAAGCUGGAACAAGCGCGCCACGGCCGCCACCCCGUCCCCGCGCCAGCGAACCGGCGGCAGCGCCACCAACAACAAGAGCCACAACAGCAGAGACAGUCGCAGCACAGCCACCGCGAACUCCAUCCAGAACUCCAUCCAGAACUCCAUCCAGAACUCCAUCCAGAACUCCAUCCAGAACUCCAUCCGGAGCUGCGUCGAAAACCACAUCGACCGCAACAGCAUCGGCAGCAAGGCCGCCUGUUCGGCCCCCUCCUCCUCCCUCAUCGGCGUCUCAGGGGCGCAGUCGCAGCGGGAGCGGGGCAAGUCGAGGCAAGGCAGCAAGCACGCUGCUGGCGGGCGGUGUUGAGGUGCAGAUGCGUGCUGGCGACAUUGCACGAAAGCGGCGCAGUGGCAGCGGCGGUAUGAGUGGACACGCAUCCGCACGAGCAUCCAAUGUGAGUGGCGGGGGUGGCCAUGAUGAUGGUGGUGGUGAUCAUGAUGAUGAUGAUGAUGAUGAGCACGAGCAUGAUGCAGAUGCAGCACGUGCAGCAGCGCGACUUGCACAGGCGGUCUUGCAGGCCGGCCUGCCACACCAGCAACAACACCAACAACCACACCAACAGCAGCAACAGCAGCAGCAGCGGUGGCAAGAAAGCGGGCGUGGUGAUGGUGAUGGCGAUGGCGGUGAUGGUGGUUCACGGCCCUCUGCACCACCACGGCCCGUCGCGCCCCCACGCCGCAAACCAACAAGCUGACAACGCAUGCAUGCUUGUGUGGUGCGUGUUGUGUGUUGUGUUGUGUGUUUAUGUGUUGCAUGUGUGUGUUGUGUUUGUGUGGCGUUCUUACUUGAAAAUGGUGUUGCAUGUUGUUAUUCGACUUGUUGAGCAGUAGCAUCUCGUCUUGUCCUGUUACACAACGAUGAAGCGAGAGGGCAAGACCUCGUUCACUCCAAUCAGUG